GCCCGAAGUCCUCAAGGAGGUGCCGGAAAAACCCGAACGGCGCCGGGAGAAACCCGAGCGCUGCCGGAGAAAGCCGAGCGGCGCCGAAGCGGCGGUGCCGAAGCGGCUCGCCGUGAGGGCGGGGUGCCGAGCGCGGCCCGGGCGGAUGUGAGCGGCGCGGCCGCUUCCUGCUCGCCCGCGGCCCGCCCUCCGCUCCCCUCCUCUCCGCUCCGCUCCGCUCCCCGCCUCGGGUGGUGGCCGCUGCCUCGUCCCCGCUGCCAGCCGCAGGGCGGAGGCGGCCGCGACCCGCUGCCCAGACCGCCGCCCGCCCCUCUCCGCUCGGCAGCAAGGCCCCGCCGCGGCGGCGCAGCCCCGAUGCAGGCCAUCAAGUGUGUGGUGGUGGGCGACGGUGCUGUAGGUAAAACAUGCCUACUCAUCAGUUACACAACCAAUGCAUUUCCUGGAGAAUAUAUACCCACCGUUUUUGACAACUACUCCGCUAAUGUAAUGGUUGAUGGAAAACCAGUCAAUCUGGGCUUGUGGGAUACAGCUGGUCAAGAGGACUAUGACAGACUACGCCCACUCUCCUACCCACAAACAGAUGUCUUCUUAAUCUGCUUUUCCCUUGUGAGUCCUGCUUCUUUUGAAAACGUCCGUGCUAAGUGGUAUCCUGAGGUGCGGCACCAUUGCCCCAACACCCCCAUCAUUUUAGUGGGUACCAAACUCGAUCUCCGAGAUGAUAAAGACACUAUUGAAAAGCUGAAGGAGAAGAAGCUGACUCCCAUCACCUACCCACAGGGCCUUGCCAUGGCAAAAGAGAUUGGUGCAGUGAAAUACCUAGAAUGCUCAGCACUUACACAGCGAGGCCUCAAGACAGUGUUUGAUGAAGCUAUCCGAGCAGUUCUUUGCCCCCCUCCUGUAAAGAAGAGGAAGAGAAAAUGUCUGCUGCUGUAAAUGUUACCUUCCCUGCCCCACUCCAACCCUGUGCUUUGCUCAGAACGAUGGAGCAGUCACAUUCAAUGCCAAGUCUUUCUGUUAAAAAUUAGUUCUCUUCCAUAAAUUUUGAACCAAUCAACAAUUUCACGGUUUCAUUUGUUUGACAUAUGAAAGUUAGUUUUCGUUCUACUAAAAGCAGAAUCCUGAAAAGACAAACUUAUAUAAAGCCUUAUUUUUAAAAUCCUAUUCUUGCUCAAUUAAGUAAGUGUUGCCAAACUAUCUGCUGAACUAAGUUGCAUUGUUGUGCUACAACACUAAGCACUAAACUGUUUUUUAAAGAUUCUUCUUGAAAAUGACUCUAAUUUCUGUUAGGAAAUGCAGAAACACUUUCUAGUUUUUCACAGUAACAGUACCGUAUAAUUAGCAAAACACUGCAGCCCGAUGUGUUUUAUUAUUAAAUCGUUUCUCAACCAGGGUCAUUGCAUAGCAUUGUAUAUCAAACCUAAGUCAUUGACGAUGACUGACACCCUUGAGUCACAGUGUAAAAUGCUUUAUCAUUGGUAAGGGCUUGGUUGCAAUCUAGUUCUUGCUGCUGUGAUUUAAAAAAUAAAUAAAUAACUAUUCUUACUGAAGUGUAUCUAGUCCUUUUGACAGCAUUGUGUUGUGAUGGAUAAUUGAAAUAUUGGAUUGGAUCACCUGAUAGUGCCAGACAGUAUUUUGACACUGUACAGAUCAACUUACACUACACUGCCAGAGUAGUUGAAACUGAAGUGACUUUAUUUAAGGUUAAAAUUGGUGACCGUUUUCCCAGUCAUGCAGUAGUGGAAGAGAGGUUGGUGUUCAUAGGUAAAUUCCUUUGAAUUUCAAGUAGGGCAUUCAUUUAGGUACAACUUUGAACAGUCAUUCCCACAAUAGUUGUGUACUAAAUGCUUUUCUUGUAGAAUUUCUUCUUACUGAGCAAUAGAACUUGUAUUUUAAAACCUUUCUGAUGAUAGAAAUUUGCUUUUCUUUUUUUUUUUUUUAGUAGAGUAGAAUGUUCAAGCAUAUCUUCCUUAUUUUCCUGGUAUUUCUGACCCAGUAAGUUAUAUGCUUUCUGAGGAGCUUUUAGUCUAUUAACUAGGUGUAAAAAUCAUGUGAAGCAGCUUUACAUGUUUUAGUAAUUUUUAUAUUUUAGACCUCUAGAAACUAUGAACCUUCUCAAAUAUCACUAUUUGCCAGCUAUCCCCAACACUGUAACAUUACUAAUGCAGACAAGUGUUUUUUGUCACCUACAUGUCCAUGUGCAGCAUAGAUUGAGUAAUGGUAACUUGGGUCUGUGAGGUUCUGUAAAUUAGUGCUAAUGUUCUGUACAGCCUGAACUGGCAGGAAUACGAUGUUCAACUACACCCUUUCAACCACUAAAGCAAAACUUAAAAGUUGCAAAAUUGUGAAGUUUUUACAUUGAUCUUUUGCUAAUGCAAUUAGCAGUAUGUUUUGCAUGUAUGACUUAAUAAAUCCUUGAAUCACA
Molecule: messenger RNA, 2422 nt
Organism: Oxyura jamaicensis (ruddy duck)
Lineage: Eukaryota; Metazoa; Chordata; Aves; Anseriformes; Anatidae
Gene: RAC1
Product: Rac family small GTPase 1
Exons: 7
Coding region: 355-933 (192 amino acids)
Biological process (GO): actin filament organization; cortical cytoskeleton organization; establishment or maintenance of cell polarity
Cellular component (GO): cytoskeleton; cell cortex; dendritic spine
Molecular function (GO): protein kinase binding; GTPase activity; GTP binding
Source: RefSeq, a predicted model, not a curated record